GGGACUUCUUUUCGCCCCAGCAUCCUCGCCAGGGAGAGAGACACCAAAGCCCAGCGCCCCCGAAAAGGAGGGGAAAGGAAGACCCUCCAGCCAUGAAAGGCCAAAGAGAGGCAGCGCUGGUGGCUCAUCCCACACAUUGGAAGCCGGCGGAGGAAUCCCAUCAUCCACCGGAGACGCAAACGGGUGCCAAGCCAACCAUUAUCCAUUAUCCAGUUGCAACUUGAAAUGCAGUUUGAAAGUGUUCUACAGACAAAUGACGCAGCAAAGUGGAUCAGGUUUGAGGCUUGAACAGCAAAAAGCACAAGUGUACCCCAAAACUUUGGACAUUCCUUUUAUGUGAAACCGGGAGAGAAAGGCACAGGAAAAGGACAGAAAAUGAGAAUUAUCACCAGCUUCCUGGCAGGAUAUGUCCUAAUUCUUAUGGUGUCCGAUGUGGACUGUUUCUCCAGAUCAGGGCGCAAAGCAUGCUCCGUGGAGGUACGAAGCCGCACUACGUCUUACCUCACUUCCCACAUCCAGCCAGUCUACCAGCCCUACCUCACUUUGUGCCAGGGGUACCGACUUUGCAGCAAGUACAGGACGGCUUAUAAGGUUUCUCAGCGGCCAGCGUAUCGGAAAAUCUCCCAGCCAAUAUACACCUGCUGCCCGAGAUGGAAAUGGGGAGUUGCAUCCCAUCGGCUUGGCUGCAAUAUUAUCUGCCAUCCUCCGUGCCAAAAUGGUGGGACAUGUUCAUUUCUAAAUAUGUGUUCCUGCACACCUGGAUGGACUGGACGAUUUUGCCAAACAGAUGUGGACGAAUGCGCUGGCGGGACCCAUGGCUGCAGCCAGGUUUGCCUCAAUGUUGCCGGAAGCCACCGCUGUGGAUGCCACCGAGGGUACGAGCUUCAGAUGGAUGGCAAGAGCUGCAAAGCUUUCCCCACAGAUGCCCCUCCUGCCUCCAGUCCGGUUGAAAACUCCAACCCGAUGUUGCAAGAGGAUGUGAAGGAGCUCAAAACAAGGAUGGCAGCUUUGGAAGAAAAAUUCCAGCAGGCGAUGGCUCCGUUCCUCAAAGUGGAUCUGCCGGAAGGAACGACCCAAAUGGACCCACUGGGAUUGCUAAUCCACUCUUUGCAGCAGCUGGAAAGGAUCGAUUCGCUCAGCGAACAAAUCUCCUUCCUGGAGGAACGGCUGGAGACGUGUUCCUGCAAGAACGAACGCUGAUGUCGUAAAAUAUAUAAGAAAAGGAAAUUCACCGAUUGAUUCUUUCUCUUCUGAUUUGGAGUUUUUGCAACUCGGCCUCCCAAUCGGACGGCAGCGGAGAUGGCAAACCGGAGUCAAAGGUUUUCAAGGGAAGAAAAAAAGUGAGAGCCUUCUGGCGCAAGAAAACACACCAAGACCAAGGUUUCCUCCUUAAAUAAAUCUGCUUUAUAAAAAUCAAA
Anolis carolinensis (green anole) is the source of this 1418-nucleotide messenger RNA. It is a transcript of the gene egfl7, whose product is annotated as EGF like domain multiple 7. Lineage: Eukaryota; Metazoa; Chordata; Lepidosauria; Squamata; Anolidae. Gene Ontology annotation, molecular function: signaling receptor binding; calcium ion binding. Gene Ontology annotation, biological process: anatomical structure development. The record is from RefSeq and is a predicted model, not a curated record. The transcript has 10 exons. Gene Ontology annotation, cellular component: extracellular region; cell surface. The coding region runs from base 376 to 1200 and encodes 274 amino acids.